AGCCACCAAAGAAAAAACUACUUAAUUAUCAGUUCAGCAGAGUGAAGAAAGAAAAGGAGGGAUGACAAAAGAAGUAGAUUUGGUGUGCAUUGGGAGUGAUCUAGAAAAGGUUGAGAUAAUGAAGGAGCCUUACUAUGUAAAGGCCCUGAACAAUGACUGGGAAAGCAUUAAAACACUGUAUCAGACCAAACGUGGUGCUUUAUUCCAUAGUGUCACUCCUUGUGGAGAUACUGUUUUCCACAUUGCAGCAUACAUGGGGAGCAUAGAACUGCUUCAAGUCCUCUUCGAAAUGGUUCCAGCGUCUAGAAAAGAGGAGGUGAUGAUGAUGAAGGACAUGCAUGGCAACACCCUUCUCCAUGAGGCAGCCAUCAGCAAAAAAGUUGCUGCAGCAAAAUUCUUGAUUGAGAAUGCACAUGGAGCACAGGCGACAAUGCUGUUGAGCCACAAUGACUCAGGGGAGACGCCAUUGUACAGGGCUGCGGCACUUGGUAAUAAAGCAACGGUGGAGUACUUGGCAGAUAAGGUGGAGAAUGCAGAGGGAAAUCUUCAACAUAACUUCGCAAGAGGCUGUGAUAAUCUAUCCAUUCUUCAUAUUGCUAUCAUGAAUGAACAAUUCGAGACAGCUAAUUGGUUACUAGAAAAAGAUCCAGAGCUGGCAAUGCGAAAUGAUUCUGAGAAAACAUGUCUUCACUUUCUCGCAAGCAUGUCGACUGCUUUCAAAAGUUCUUCUGGAAGAAUGUCUGGAUUCAAGGAGUUUAUAUAUAGAGUUAUUCCUGGUGACUUACCCUCUAGAGAUGAAACUAAUCAGCAUGUACCAAGUCAGUGCUGCAAGGCUAGGGAGGACCAUCAAACAAUGAGAGGAUGGAAAUAUAUUGAAGAUAUAGGGGAAAAGAAGAGCAAGCAUGAAUUAGCGAGUAAAUUGGCUGACAAGCUGGUAAAGCUGGAUUCUUCCUCAUGGUGUGAGCACUACCAUUCAGAAGAGUACAACACCAAUAUUUGCCUUUUAAGAGACAAAGAAACAGUUGGCGAAAGAGAGAGUGACGAGGUGUCGUCCCAAACCGGAGUUAAAGGCACCGCCUUUGUGUCAAUGUCGGAUAUUCCGUUCAUGAUCGCCGCCAGCAGAGGGAUCCUGGAGAUCGUGGAGAUGAUUCACAAAGAGUAUCCUCAAGCGCUGGAGCACGUGACUCAGAAUGGACAGAAUAUUCUACACGUCGCCAUUCUAUACCGUCAACACCGCAUCUUUGAAUAUGUCAAGGAGAAGUGUGAUGCGGUGAAGAGGAGGCUGGUUUUAGGAAUUGACAAAAACGGUGACACCAUACUGCACAAAGCCGCUCAUACCAAAUACUAUCGCGAAGGAACAAAAUCAACGGUAGCUCUGAACCUGCAAGAUGAGCUGGAAUGGUUCAAAAACGUGCAAAAAAUGGUUCCUGCUUCGUACACAAUCCACAUCAACAAGGAGAAUUAUACAGCAUGGGAACUGUUCAAAGAGCAGCACAAAGAUCAACUCAAAGAGGCACAAGAAUGGGUCAAGAACGCUUGUCAGUCGUGCUCCGCCGUGGCAGUACUCGUCGCCACGGUUGUCUUUGCUGCCGCCUUCACCGCGCCAGGUGGUUUCAAUGAAUUCGGGCGUCCAAUCUUUGAGGAGCGACCUCUAUACUCUUUUUUCACCGUGAUGGACGUGGCCGGACUGGCGAGCUCAUUAACGUCAGUUGUGCUCUUCCUUUCAGUGCUCACAUCGUCGCUUGAUCUUAAAGAUUUUGAAGAUGACAUACCCCGGAACCUAUCGUUUGGCUUCCUCUUUCUGUCCUUUGCUAUUUUAAACACCGUACUUUCCUUCACAGCAGCCAUUGUCCUCACGAUUCAUUUGAAGAAGGCAUGGACUACGACUUUGACCUACGCUGCUGCAUUCCUCCCGGUCGGAGUCUAUGUGAUUGUGCAGUUCGGUUUGUACAUCGAAUACUUCGAGAUUGCUGUCAUUGGCAUUUUUAAGUUUGCGAAGAAGUUUCUUCCAUGGAUAUGAUGAAUUUGGUUAUAUUGUGUGUGUGUGUUUGUUUUUCCAAAGAAAAAAAAAAUAAGUGCCCCAUGCAAUGUUUGAGAUUGUUGAAGAAGUUUGAGAGUGCUUGAAACUAAAGAAAAGAGAAAAUGUUAGGUGCCAUUUUCUUCAAGAUAUUCUAUGUGCUAUGUAAUGUGUGUGUGUUCUUGUUUUUCAAUUUUGUUGCUUAAUUUAUGCUAAUUUAGCUUUAACUUUCUAUUGAUUCUGCUCUACUUUGGUUGUCUUCUUUCCUCCAAAUAGAUUCUUAACUCUAGC
This is a messenger RNA of Rubroshorea leprosula, 2308 nucleotides long. NCBI's taxonomy places the organism in Eukaryota, Viridiplantae, Streptophyta, Magnoliopsida, Malvales, Dipterocarpaceae. The record is from the annotation of a GenBank genome assembly.